AUGUCUAAGAAUUUGCACAAAAAGUCAAAGGAACACUUUAAGAAAGCACCAAAAAAGGCACUCAAUGAUAGACAACAGCUCGAAGGCUCUAAGUUCCGCAUGUUAAAUGAGAAAUUAUAUACAUGCACAAGUACAGAAGCAAAAGAAUUCUUCGACAAGCAGCCACAGUAUUUCAACACCAUGCACGACGGAUUCCAAAUACAGGCUAAAACAUGGCCCAUUGUACCGGUUGAUGCUGUUAUUGAUUGGAUCAAAAAUUCAAUUCCAAAAACAGCUGUCAUUGCAGAUAUGGGAUGUGGAGAUGCUAAAAUUGCUGCAACAGUACCUAAUACAGUUCAUUCAUUUGAUUUUAAAGCCAGAAACUCCAGAGUUACUCAAUGUGACAUGAGCCACACUCCUUUGGAGGAUAAAUCAGUCGAUGUUGUUGUAUUUGUACUAUCAUUGAUGGGAACAAAUGUUUCAGAUUUCAUUAGAGAAGCAAAUAGAAUACUUAAGCCAAAUGGCAAAUUAUUAGUUGUAGAAGUUACUUCAAGAAUAGAAAAUGCUGACAAAUUCGCAAAUGGCAUCUGCGCCAUAGGAUUUGACCUUACAAAGAAGAAAGAUUUGACAACUCAUUUUACAUGGUUUGAAUUCAAGAAAGGAGCACCUAAAAAUGUAUCAGGUGAUCUAACUCUUGCUCCAUGCAUUUAUAAAAGAAGAUAG
Molecule: messenger RNA, 702 nt
Organism: Trichomonas vaginalis G3
Lineage: Eukaryota; Parabasalia; Trichomonadida; Trichomonadidae
Product: chromatin silencing at rDNA
Exons: 1
Coding region: 1-702 (233 amino acids)
Cellular component (GO): nucleolus
Molecular function (GO): methyltransferase activity
Source: RefSeq, a predicted model, not a curated record